CAGUAAGUGUUGUAACAUUACAGCAAAUCCCCCAUAAACCCAAGAUAAAGGAAGAUAACUGGAUUCCUAUAAAAACAAAGCAGUGAAGACACUUACUUGAAACAUCUCCUUGUACAAGCUCUAUGAACCAGAACUCACAAGAAGACAAAAACAGGAAUUUAGUAGGAAUCCAAAAACAAGGAAAGAGAGAGACGCGUACCAUCAGAUCUGGCAGGUCUCACUGUGACAUAUUAUAUUAUAGAGAGAUAGACAGACGCACAGACAUACAAGACUGGAACAAAUAUGCUGAAGCUGCCAGUGUUUCUUGCGCUUUUUUUGUCCCUGAGAUGUGAUUCUGCAACCCCAGACCUGACACCAAAAAACCAAGAUAACAUCAGGGUCUGUAUGGAUUCCUGUUACCCCCACGACUGCUCGGAUGUGUACAGAACACAGGGACUGACAACGGAUGGGGUGUACCUGAUAUACCCCUCUGGAACUAACUCUCCUGCAGUACCUGUAUACUGUGACAUGACUAGCCCAGGAGGACCAUGGACUGUAUUUCAAAAGCGAUUUAAUGGUUCAGUAAACUUUUACCGUGGUUGGGAAGAAUAUAAAUCUGGAUUUGGAUGUGCAAACGGGGAGUACUGGCUGGGAUUGCAGAAUAUUCAUCGUCUUCUGCAGAAAAAGUCCUAUUAUCUGAGAAUUGAUAUGGAAGAUUUUGAGAAUGAGAAAAGAUUUGUUACAUAUGGUACAUUCUACAUCUCACCUCUUGCAAUAUCUCCUGAGGAGGAUGGGUACAGACUGCAUAUCAGCGGAUUCAAGGAAGGCGAUGAAUUAAAACCGACAGGAAAUGGUCUAGCAACACAAAACGGUAUGAAAUUCUCCACUUACGACCGAGAUGGAGAUAUAUAUCAUGCAAACUGUGCUUUGAUCUUUAAGGGGGCAUCUUGGUACAGCAACUGCCACAGCGCAAACUUGAAUGGUAAAUAUCUGAAAGGUGAAACCACGGAGUAUGCAACUGGCAUGACGUGGUCUCCCUGGAAAGGACAAUACUACUCCCUAAAGACAUGUGAGAUGAAGAUAGCGCCAGCCGAGUAACCCUCACAUCACCAUCCUGAGUGUGCGCUGAUAUUACUGCUGUACAAACAACUCUUCACAACUUAUAUUUGUCUGCAAAAUACAGUUUAAACAAUUCUGUCUAUUAAGAAAUAUAUUUGUUUUGCUUUUUUCAAAAAAAUAAUAAUAAAAAAUAAAGCAUUUUUAUUUCAUAA
Bombina bombina (fire-bellied toad) is the source of this 1250-nucleotide messenger RNA. Its product is annotated as microfibril-associated glycoprotein 4. Gene Ontology annotation, biological process: elastic fiber assembly. The transcript is spliced from 7 exons. Bases 283 to 1077 code for a protein of 264 amino acids. Lineage: Eukaryota; Metazoa; Chordata; Amphibia; Anura; Bombinatoridae. The record is from RefSeq and is a predicted model, not a curated record.